Colletotrichum higginsianum IMI 349063 is the source of this 1527-nucleotide messenger RNA. RefSeq names its product Had-superfamily subfamily variant 1. The coding region runs from base 1 to 1527 and encodes 508 amino acids. The transcript has a single exon. The record is from RefSeq and is a predicted model, not a curated record. NCBI's taxonomy places the organism in Eukaryota, Fungi, Ascomycota, Sordariomycetes, Glomerellales, Glomerellaceae.
AUGCCCUCAACCAAUAUUGAAAAGCCUCCAGACCUUAGCGUUCGAUUGUUUGUUGCCUGUCCACGCAGUGGGUCCGCACUCCUUAUGAGAAUCUUUGCUGAAAAUCCUGAGUGUGGUGUCACUAGUCGGUUGAUGCUCAUGGACCACGCAAGCCUAGAGGGUCAAGAUACACCCAACCGUGCAAUCUUCCAGACUCCUGCCCAGCAUGAUGUAUAUCAAUUGGCCCUCAAUGCUGGAAAGCGGUUUCUCAUCUCCAGAGAAGAACUCGGCCACGAUAUAAGAAAGGGCGAGUGUUCCUACGACUUGCUCCCAAGUGCUACUGCAUUUGAUCUCGCACGGCCGGUCUUUCUUAUACGCGAUCCCAUGCGCGUGUUUGACAGCUGGAAGAAAAUAGGAUGGAAAGACGUCCAGAGCUUUAUUGACUGCUAUGUCAACGUUUUCAGCAUGAUUGAUCGGUCGGCUUCGAGGAACAUAUCCUGUCUACUGUAUGAGCAACUCGUCUACGACCCUCGGGAAGAGCUUCAACGAGUCUGUUCCCGAUGGGGUAUACCAUUCUCAGAUGCAUCGCUUCAAUUCACUAAACCUUUCGGAUCAAGCUUCCUCAUGUCCGAAAAGGAGACGAAAGCCUACUGCGAAACAGAGCCAGCCGGUAUCUUCACGACAGUCGAAGCGACUUCAUCAAUCAUACAAGAUGUGGAAUACCAUGGUCUCCUGACACUGGAAGAGAAGGAAAAGAUUGAAUACACUCUGUGCCGCUCUUAUCUUGGCUAUUGGCGAGACAAGGUAGACCAACUACGGACUACCUUAUCUGAGAAAACAUGGUUCGGUUUCGAUCUUGACGACACUCUUCAUGAGUUUCGCCUCGCAUCUUCAACGGCAACAAACAAAGCACUAGAGGUGCUAUCGCAGAGCUAUGGGACACCUUUGGAAGCCUUGAAGAAAGAGUACUCCUAUAUCCUUCGAACCAAGACGUCAAAUGCAUUCUCGGAUGGGAAGACGUCAUUCGAGUACAGAAGAGAGAGGUUUACUCUUCUGUUGGAACGAAUCUCUCAGACAGCUACUCCGACGUUUCUCACAAGCCUUUUGGAAAUUUAUGAAAAAACACUGAUGGAUUCUCUUCAACUCAAAUGCGGAGCCAUCAAUCUUCUAGCAACGUUGAAGAGACUGGGAAAGAAAAUCGUCAUCAUCACAGAAGGUCCUCAGGAUGCGCAGGAACGAACGAUACGCCAUCUGGGCAUUGCCGAGCAAGUCGAUGCUUUGGUAACGACGAAUUCCUUUGGUUUAUCAAAAGUUGACGGGUUGUUUCCAAAGGUCCUUCAACACCUCGGAAUCUUGCCCGCCGAGAUGGCUUACAUUGGAGACAGCGAACAGCGAGACAUGGAGCCCGCACUAGCUGAAAGGAUCUUCUGUAUUCAUUUUGCCGAGACGGCGAACUUCUCUCUUGAUGUUUACCCGCCGCGAAUAAAUACUUUGGUGAAGCUUGACUGUAUCAUCUCAAGCUUGGAGCCGGAUCUUGCAGGAGAAUGA